CAUGUUAUCACGACUGACAGGAACAGACCUACGAACGACGGCAGAAGCAGAUUUGACAGGGCACACUAGCGUUGCGUGUGCCGUGCGCGGAUCUUUGUUAUAUAUUAGACAAUCUUAAAAUUAAUACAGCUAAUAAUGUUAUUAACUUGUUAGAAUUUAAUUACCAAAUUGAAACAAUAUUAAAUUUAUUUUUGUGUGAUUUUAAUAAUUACUGACAGAAGCUUACUUGAAGCCAAAGUUUUAUCAAUUAAAUUGCGGGUGCAAACAUUGGAUAUCUCUGUUAAUAAAAUAAUUCACAUUGUAUUAUUAAUUGGUUUUCAAAUUUGUGUGCCCGAAGAUUUUUUAUAUAUAUUAUAAUUGCAUCAUUUUGUACGUUGUGCUUUAUAAAAAUAUAAAAUGAGUCCCAAAAGUGCGAGUGCAAAAAAAACAGAUGUUUCGUCGAUCGGAAAAUUAUAUCUCAUAGCAUAUAAUACUGUACAAACUUUAGGAUGGGGAUACCUGUUGUUACAAACAUUACUGUAUUUCCUGAAUCGAGGCAAUCUGGACAACUAUUGGACUGAAAUCAAGUGGACUGUAGUAAUCUUUCAGAAUGCUGCAAUACUUGAGGUGGUGCACGCGGCCACAGGGCUGGUGCCGUCGGGCGUGGUGACAACGCUGGCGCAGGUGUACUCGCGCGUGUUCCUCGUGUGCGGCGCGCUGCUCGCCACCACCGGCGCCACGCUCAGCCCCGGCUUGCCGCUCUGCGUGCUCGCCUGGUCCAUUACAGAGACCAUUCGAUACGCGUACUACGCUCUCAAUCUCGUCAAGUUGGUGCCGCAUUUCCUGCUAGUCACCAGGUACUCCACGUUCCUGGCGCUAUACCCGCUGGGCGUGACGGGCGAGCUGCUGUGCAUGUACCACGCGCUGGACGAGAUCGCCGAGAGGCAGCUCUGGUCGGUCUCGAUGCCCAACCCUUACAACUUCGUAUUCAGCUACUACCACUUCCUAGUGUUCUACAUGUUCCUGUAUAUUCCUCUAUUCCCCGUACUUUUCGGUCACAUGAUGAGCCAAAGAAGAAAAAUGUUGGGAAAAGACCCGAAGAAAACCCAUUGAUUAAAUAUUACGGGUUUAUUACAUAAGUAGUUAUUUUUAGCAGAAAUUCUAGAGGUAAUCACUAAGUGGUUACCUUAUUUGGCAAUCACUAAAUAUAAAUUCCUAUUUAUUAUUUUUUACCUUGUUUGUAAGAAAGCGUUUGCGAUUAUAUGUAUUAUUUUACUAACAUGUUAGUGACCAUUCUAUGUGAGGAUUGUGUACUGUGUGACAAAAUCGGAUUAGAAAUAGAUUAGUGCGCUUCACAGCCGCUGUAGACAAAUCUUAAUUGAUUGCAAUACGUCGGUUUCUUUCAUUUGGCUACCAAUUUCUAAUGUCCGCAAUACACUUCGCUGUGAUAUUGUCAAAAAUAUGGCUGCGACACUUUCAUUUUUGAUAACAUUCUUUGCAUUUAACAAGCACGAGCACAUUUUAGGUGUAGUUUCGUGGUGUAACUAGGUGUUAAUUAAGUAUUAGUUUUUCGGUGCACUGGUAGCUUAAGGUAUAUUUGCAUAGUUUACAGCACAGUUUCAAGGUGGAUAAUGUCUCAAAGAUACACCCGAGCUAUCUAGCAAAGUAGGUAUGUACGUCGCGGCGGUUUACACUUUUACUUGUUGUAUUUAACAAAGGCAGGCAUUCAAUUAUAACUAUAAUUCUAGCUGCCUUUGUGAAAUUUAAGAAUUUCAGCGAAAAGCUGAUGUACAAUUUACCUUGUAUGCCACAUGCAACUAAUCUAUAACUAGAUCACGGGAAUUGUCUAGUCGUGAUUUUUAACUAUAAAAUGGUCAUAAACAAAAGCUUAACCAAAGUUUCAUUAUAAUAAUUUAUUACUACUACUUAAAUAUAUGUUUUAAAAGGUUUUGAUAUAACUUGCAGUUCGCUAUCGAUGUUGUUAUGGUUGGUAUCGCGUGGUCGGUUAACGUCAACGCAUUAUAGUGCGGCCCGGGGUAUGUGUAUACUUAUCAUUCGAGUCCGAUUAGAGGUCAGAUUAUUCUAGAAUAUUAAUGAGCAAAUAUUCAUUCAUUACAUUACUGCGAACAAUGCCUUAAUUAACAUUUUUCCGGCUGCGACAUUUGUGGAAUUGUAAUUUACAUUUAAGUAUCAACAUUAAGUUAAUGUUUCUUUAUAGGUAUUUUAUUAAAUUUGCUUGUUCAUUAUAUAAUGCAGUUUCGUUAUUAGAAAUUGUUGUUAUGUGAAUAUGCCACUACUACAAGAAUUACGGCUAAUGUGCUAUUAGCAACCUUAAUAAGAUUUAUCUUAACUAUUUUAAUUGGUUGGUAUGCCUUCUGCCUAGAACCAACGUAGCGGUCGUUCUUAAUGUGUGCAAGUCGAUUCGUGACAGUGAAAUAGUUGUGGCCGACUCGUGAAGCGAUAGCUAAUGUAGGUACCUGCUUUGUAACAGUAGUAACUACGCGGGCACCUCAGCAAACAUUCACUUGGAAAGUAGGUGGAGCGUAGCGCGUACUUACAACGGACUGACUUCUUGCAAUUACCGGCAUCGCAACGGUACUACGAGGUUACGUCACGAUCUGAGUUGUCUAUUUACUUCCACCAGAGCUCAUCUCGAGUGGAUCGACGUCAGUCCGGCAGCAGAAUUGUUGGCGUAACCGCUAUUAGUCAACAAAUGUUUGUUAACUUUUUAUAAGUAUUGAAUGUUAAGCAAACAUCACGUUAAAAAUACAUGUCUUCCCGGAACAGCUUUCAUUUCGGCAUUAUUGGUAUUUAGUUCAUAAACGAAAACCAAGACACGAACCGUUCGUCUACUCACUUUCCAAGAAAGUAUAUAUGUAGUGUAGAGGUCUAAAUAGGAUAUCUAGUUUAUUUGCGAAUUGAUAUGUUUCCCAUCUGUAUGUUACUUUGGACUACAUUAGCUAUAUGAACGAAUAUGAAUACGUAUAAUGUAUAAUUAUAUAAAAUGCACCUAUAAAAACUAAUAUUAACACGGUUGACGCAACACACGGACGGGUUCCGUGUUUUUUGUGUGUUGUUUGUAAAGCAACGUAAAUAGUAUCUACAUGAAAACCAAUAGUAAUGUAAGCAACAUUUGUCUGUGAUACGUUUUGUUCGCUUCGCAUUUUUCGUCACUUCUGUAUGGGCCACUUGUACUUUUAAAGAGCAAAAUUACCUAAAAACAGAUAUUUUUAAGUCUUGGUUGAACUGCUAAGAAAAAUCCGUAGAAUUAAGUUUGUAUACCACCAGUUAUAAUAACCAAGAUAAAAUUCCAUGCGAACCAAAUAGGUACCUAAAACUAAGAAAUGACUAAAAAACCGCAUUCAUAUUGAUUACCUUUACGUAUUUAAAUUUGCUGCAAGUUAAUUGUACGAAAAAGGUUGCAUAUUUCAAGGAUGGCGUGUGAAUCGAAGAUAAAUUAUGUAUAAACACGCUUUAUAAAUUAUAAGAUCACAUACUCGUAUGAUAGACAAACAAUAAUGUGUUGUAGGCACCUUUGCGCUACCAUAAAAUCCAAUCUAUCCAAUGCACAAUAAAACAGAAACCAGGAUUUAAGGUGUUCUAACAAAUCCUUAACUCAAGAAUGCUACGAACAAAACUUAGCAUGAAUCAGCAUGAAUGUAAAUAGCUUGUCCAGGAAAGAUAAAAUGAGAAAGGAAACAAAUCGUCGAGUCAAUGUUUCCACUUCUCCCCUCACUUUGCGUCACGAGUUGCAGUUUUACAUUUCUUAGUAAAACGGUUAAAUUUAUAUCAUAACAAUGUGAAUAUACAAUAUAUUCACUUUUAUUAUCUACAAUAGUUGUCGUUGAGGAUUGUAAUUUUCAUGUUACGGGCUUUACGGAUGGGGAAUGUUGACGGGCAAUGUUUCUCUGCUACGUUAGAUUUUGCGUCUUGGGAAACAUCAAACAAGCAAGCAAGGCUAUUUAUGACAAAAGAUAGGUUAUGCACGGGCCGUGACUAUAAAAGUGCAUCAAAUGUUGAUUUAUAGUCCUUCCCUUGAUAAAUAAAGCAAUGUUUCCCCAAUUCGCUUAUAAUAAUAACUCUUGUAUUGUAUGGUGGCAGAAAUAACAAAUUUCGCUUAAAUUUGCGCGAUGUAUAUUUGAGUUAGGCUUUCCGCCGGAUGGGAUCAUAAUUUUAAAAUUAAUUAGAGCCGUACUAUAUCUACUAAAGCUUAAAGUUAUCGAAAUGUUUUUGUGGUAGGUAGUUACUAACCUGACAGCGAUACCAACAUAACAAAAUAGUUGCGUAUUGUAUUUUUUUAAUUAAGAAAGGUUUUCCUUUCUAUGAUGUGUUAGAAUAAGUUAAGUACCUACACCUACACAUUAAUUGAAUGCUGUUAAACAAAUUAACGAAUAGCGAAUAACGUAAUAGUAUGUUAAUUAGUCUAUGAAUAAACAAAACAUUGUGCUACUGUAUGUAAAACUGGAAUAUAUAAAAGUAAGUUAUUUACAUAGUAUUUGGCCAAAAAAAUUGUUUUAUGGAAUAAAUAUAUGUAUAUUAAUAAUUUAUAAGAAUUGUUUUGUUUUAUACCCUUAAUGAUGUGUUACGUUCGAACUAUAGGUAAUUAUGUUUUCAUUGUGCACAAUAAAGAAUAUUAUUAUUAUUACAAUACAAUACUCUUUAUUGAACACCUCACAUAGUUGACAAUAAAUGUACAGAAACAAACACAGACAA
This is a messenger RNA of Cydia pomonella (codling moth), 4692 nucleotides long. RefSeq names its product very-long-chain (3R)-3-hydroxyacyl-CoA dehydratase hpo-8 (gene Hacd1). Gene Ontology annotation, molecular function: 3-hydroxyacyl-CoA dehydratase activity. Gene Ontology annotation, biological process: very long-chain fatty acid biosynthetic process; sphingolipid biosynthetic process; fatty acid elongation. Gene Ontology annotation, cellular component: endoplasmic reticulum membrane. Lineage: Eukaryota; Metazoa; Arthropoda; Insecta; Lepidoptera; Tortricidae. The record is from RefSeq and is a predicted model, not a curated record. The transcript is spliced from 4 exons. Bases 397 to 1092 code for a protein of 231 amino acids.